AUGCCAAUUUUGAAGGAUGAAUUGCAAAAAAGUAAUAGUAAGGAUGAAGAUAAAGAUAUAAUUUUUGGAAAGUUUAAUAUUGAAAAAAAAGAAGGGUUAAGUUUUUUGGAAAAUAGUACAAGAAAUGAAUUCAAUACUUCAUUAAAAAAAAUUGAGAAUAUAUUGAUAAAUGCUUAUAAUCAAGCAAAUUCUAAUUAUAAUUCAUUCUUUUACAAUAUUAAUAUGUUAACUUUACCACAUAGUGAUAUUAAUGAAAAUAGUAAUGUAAAUAAUGAAUCAGAAAUAUCAGAAAUAUUAAACAUUGGAAAAUAUUAUCAGAAUAAAGAAGAUAGUUUAAGAAUGAAAAUAUUACAAGGGGUUAAUACAGAACUAAAUGAUAGUUUAAGAAUGACUUUGGGUGUAGUUUUAAAAACAUAUAAAGAAUUAGAAAAAAUACAAAAUAAAAUUGAAGAUUUAAUAAAAGAAAAUAGAGAAUUAAAAAAUGAAACAUUUGAUUUAAAUAUUUCAAUACAAGAAUUAAAAAAUGAAAAUAAUAAGUUAUCACGUGAGAAUUUUUAUUUGAAUGAACAAAUUAAAGAAAGAAUCUCAACUUGUGACAAAUAUAAAAAUGCUCUAAAUAAAUCAAUAAAAACAAUGAAGAAAUUAUAUUUUGAAAAUGAUCAUUUUAAUAAAGAAAUCAAUCAAUUAGAAAAUCAGUUAGUAGUAUCUAAACUGAGAGUUGCUCAACAUAAUGAAGAACUUGAACACAUACGUACUUUACUUAAAUAUUAUAAAAAUCAAGUAAAAAGUGAUUAUAUACUUUCACCUGCUAUUGAACAAAUUAUUAAAGUUGAACCUUGUAGAAUUCCUUCAAACAAUAAAGAAAUAUCCAAUAGUAAUUAUAAAACCACUAAUAUUGGCAAUAUAUUAUCAAAAUUAUUAUUUAAUAAUGGUUCAAGUACCACUAGAAAUACUCGUAAACAUAAAAGUAAAAAAGUUUCAUUAAUACGUACAAACUCUAAUCACAAUUCACCAACAUCAUCAUCACCAUGUUUAAAAUUUCAAUAUAAUCAAGAAAAUAAUAAACAAAAUUCUUCAUUAACUAUAACACCUAUUAAACAUGAUAAAUCAUUUAAUGAUGAAUAUUCACCACAGAGUACUGGUAUUGAUUAUUGUAAUAAUCAUAUAUUUUUUAAUCAAAGAAUAUGUAAAGAAAAUAUAUUAUCAUCAGAUGAUGAAAAGUUUAUAGAAAAUCUUAAUAUAAGCCCUCCAUCAAUCACAUCUACUAAAAGUUUAAACAGAGAUAUUUAG
This is a messenger RNA of Cryptosporidium ubiquitum, 1290 nucleotides long. RefSeq lists its product as uncharacterized. The record is from RefSeq and is a predicted model, not a curated record. Bases 1 to 1290 code for a protein of 429 amino acids. NCBI's taxonomy places the organism in Eukaryota, Apicomplexa, Conoidasida, Eucoccidiorida, Cryptosporidiidae. The transcript has a single exon.